ACAAAGGUGAACUUCCGGCAGCAGCGGACACCGAGGAGGAGAAGGCGGAGCCUAAAUAUCCAAGAAGAAGAAGGAGUCUCCGGAGGCGGUAGAAGCUGACUGAUGUCUGCCCUGUAACAAAGACAAAACACGACUAUCUGCAGGCACCUGCUGGUUUUGUGCAAAGUCCUGUCCUCAACAGAACAAUGCUGACCUCAUCCUACCAGUAACCAAAGCUCGCCGUCCCCAGACUCGGCCGAGACAGGACAGCAGGACACGGAUCAGACCUGUUAUGGCUGCCAAACAGCAGAGAACUGCAGCUGUUACAGAUGGCUUGGCGGAGUCCAAAAGGACGGAGCUCAGGGCCAAUGAGAAGAAGUGCUCUUGGGCCUCCUACAUGACCAACUCUCCAACUGUGAUAGUAAUGAUUGGGCUGCCUGCGAGGGGGAAGACCUACAUAUCCAAGAAGCUGACACGCUACCUCAACUGGAUUGGAGUGCCAACAAAGGUGUUUAACCUUGGUGUUUAUAGGAGAGAAGCAGUGAAGUCGUACAAGUCCUAUGACUUCUUCAGACAUGACAAUAAAGAAGCAAUGGAGAUCAGAAAACAGUGUGCUCUGGUGGCACUGGAGGACGUCAAGUCCUAUCUGAAGGAAGAGGGAGGCCAGAUCGCUGUUUUUGAUGCCACCAACACCACCAGAGAGAGGAGGGAACUCAUCCUUAAUUUUGUUAAAGAGAAUAAGUACAAAGUGUUUUUUGUAGAAUCGAUAUGUGACGAUCCAGAUGUCAUUGCGACAAAUAUCCUGGAUGUGAAGGUGUCCAGCCCAGAUUACCCUGAGAGGGACAGAGAAAGUGUCAUGGAGGAUUUUCUGAAGAGGAUAGAGUGCUACAAAGUGACAUACCAACCUUUAGAUCCAGAUGAACACGACAAGAACCUGUCAUUCAUCCAGGUCAUCAACGUCGGCCGCCGUUUCCUGGUAAACAGGGUGCAGGACUACAUCCAAAGUAAAAUCGUGUACUACCUCAUGAACAUCCACGUACACUCCCACUCCAUCUACCUCUGUCGACACGGAGAGAGCCAUCACAAUGAGGAGGGACGCAUCGGAGGAGACUCUGAGCUGUCAAAUAGAGGGAAAGAGUUUGCAGCUGCACUGAAGGGUUUUGUGGAAGAGCAUCAUCUGUCAGACCUGAAAGUCUGGACCAGCCAGCUGAGACGCACCAUUCAGACGGCGGAGGAGCUGGGAGUUCCCUACGAGCAGUGGAAGAUCCUCAAUGAGAUAGAUGCUGGAGUGUGUGAAGAGAUGACGUACAAGAUGAUUGAGGAGACCUUCCCAGAGGAGUUUGCAUCGAGGGACCAGGACAAGUACCAUUACCGCUACCCUGGAGGGGAGUCCUACCAGGACCUCGUUCAGCGGCUGGAGCCAGUUAUCAUGGAGCUGGAGAGACAGGGCAACGUGCUCGUAAUCUGUCAUCAGGCUGUAAUGCGCUGCUUGCUCGCCUAUUUCCUGGACAAGAGUGCAGAUGAUCUGCCCUACCUGAAGUGUCCCCUGCACACCGUCCUCAAACUGACCCCUGUGGCUUAUGGCUGUAAAGUGGACAUGUUUGACUUGAAGGUGGAAGCUGUCAACACUCACAGGGACAGACCAUUCCUUUCAGGAGCCAGAUCUUCUCAGCAAAGUCCUGGCACCAGAUGCAAAACGCUCAAUAAUAAAGUCAGAGCAGAUGUCGUGCUGCCGACUUUCCUGCGUCGAAACAGCUUCACUCCGCUGUCCAGCGAAGACCAAAUCAAGCGACCUCGUCUUUACAGCAUGGGCAACCUUCCACUGGCGCGCACGUCCCAUCCCCCCACUUUACCCAGCAUGCAGUUCUCCGAGGCAUUCGAGGGGGCAGAGCUGCAGAGCGAGGAUGCUGUGAAUGGUUUCAGUGCAGCAGAUGCAGCAGACGCAGCAGACGACUGUAUUCGGAGUUAAAAAGGCUUUCCUCCUCGUGGAUGUGUCACCAGUUAGGAAUACCAGCAGUAAAAUCUCCACCCAGCUUCAGUCACACACACACACACACACACACACACACACACACAUACAUUCCUAAACCCUGUCCCACACUGUACCCAUAAUCUUACAUGUGUUAUCUCUUUGGUUUUUGUGUGCGCAUUAGUGUCAGAGUGCACACGCACACAUGGACUCGAUGCCUUUGCACAGUAGCCUUGAAAUGUAGGCAGCGAGCCAGCUUCUCACACUCCUCAUACUGUAGUCUCCAGUUAAUGAUGCUGUAUUAGAUAUAGAUUAGAACAUGCUGAUUGUUAAUUGUAUACCUCAUUGGAAGCUCUUGCCUUCAGUUGUAGUGUAAGAAUGUGCCUCGAUUAAAGAAACCCUUGUUUUUUUUCCCCACAUUCUCUCUUAAAGUUGACCUGUGCAUCCAUCCUCGGGUGCUCUGACAGGAUGUAGUAAUGAUUUUAUUUUGAAGGGUAAAUUAAAGCAGAUUGAAUUGCACCUUUGCUUGCACUUGGCAGACACCAGCUUUAUAAAGUAAUGGAAAUGUUCUGUCUAGGAAGAUAAAAAAAAAAUGUGCAGCAGCUACUGAGCUUUACCUCGGUGACAUGUUUUCCCUUCUUCUUCUCUUUAACGAUGCCUUCCUGUAUGUGUUGCCUUAUAUUAAAAUAACAGUUUUUAACGUAUGUCGCUGACUACUGUGACAAUUUAAAGCUGAUCUUAUUUGAUCUCAACCAAACUGAUGCAAAUAUUGAAAACACAAAGUUUUGUAUUGCUUUUGUGCAUUUUAAGUUUCUUCAUAAGGAUGUUUAUGGAGGACUGAAACUGCCCAAAAAAUUAAUAAAUAAAUAAAUCACUGACCCUGUAGAUAAAUUAAUAUGCCAAUAAAUGCACCAAAAAUUUGGUCAUUAAGGAAGAUGUGAAUUAAUGUAUAAAACUUGUCAUAAAUUAGUAUUUCUGUUUGUUAUAUAUCUUUGUAUUAAUUCCCCAGUUUAUUUACUUUGCAAUUUAAUUUUCCGAUGUAUUGACUCAUUUUUUAAUAAUUGUAUUAAGUUAAAAUACAUUUUCAUUUAUAUGUAUUUAUUUGUGACACACCUCAGUAGCAUAAUGAAGCAGAAAUAAUAAUAAUUUAAAAGAAAAUAGAGUAAAAUGGAAAAAAUAGGCUUGUAAAAAUAAAUACAUACACAAAAAAACAUUUCAAAAUGAAUUAAUAAAGAAAUAGGAAAAUUAAAUGGAAGGUAAACAAAUAGGAGAAACUGUAAAUAUACACAAAAGACCAUUAAAACAGAUGUAUGCCAAAUUUAAAUAAUAAUAAAUAAAUUAAUUAUAUCAUUUUUGGUGCUUUUAAUGGCAUAUGAGAUUGUUUAUGGAGUCAUUUAUUUAUCAUUGUUUUCUGCAGUUUCGUUGCCCAGCAGGCUUGUGUUUCUGAUACAUGUGAUAAAUGCCACCUUAAGAGCAGCUUUUGAUUUUAUUGGCAAUAAAUCAAUCAUUGGGGAAAAAGUGCCUUCAUUCAAAGCACUGCAAGGCUGUGACAAUAAGUAAUCAAGAGUAUUUAUCAUAUUUUAGUUUAUAAAUAGGGUGAAAAUGUUUUUUGUUUCACCUCAGUUGAAGGAUUUGCUAAAUCUUUGUGUCUUUAAAAGAAAAUCAUACUGUUAUUGCACACUCUACCAUAUAUGUCAUUUAAUAAAAAUCAUUUUGAUGCAGUUUU
Molecule: messenger RNA, 3674 nt
Organism: Acanthopagrus latus (yellowfin seabream)
Lineage: Eukaryota; Metazoa; Chordata; Actinopteri; Spariformes; Sparidae
Product: 6-phosphofructo-2-kinase/fructose-2,6-bisphosphatase 2-like
Exons: 18
Coding region: 272-1948 (558 amino acids)
Biological process (GO): fructose metabolic process; fructose 2,6-bisphosphate metabolic process
Cellular component (GO): cytosol
Molecular function (GO): 6-phosphofructo-2-kinase activity; fructose-2,6-bisphosphate 2-phosphatase activity; ATP binding
Source: RefSeq, a predicted model, not a curated record